Molecule: messenger RNA, 1488 nt
Organism: Arabidopsis thaliana (thale cress)
Lineage: Eukaryota; Viridiplantae; Streptophyta; Magnoliopsida; Brassicales; Brassicaceae
Gene: WRKY60
Product: WRKY DNA-binding protein 60
Exons: 4
Coding region: 484-1170 (228 amino acids)
Biological process (GO): response to molecule of bacterial origin; regulation of DNA-templated transcription; response to salicylic acid
Cellular component (GO): nucleus
Molecular function (GO): DNA-binding transcription factor activity; sequence-specific DNA binding
Source: RefSeq, marked reviewed
GUCAACCUUCUCAUAAUUGACAAGUUAUUACACUCUCUCCACUUACUAGUUACUAUAAAACCAAAGGAGACCAAAUCUCUUAGCAAUUAUGAAUUUGGUCUUCGCUAUAAUCUCACGUUACAUUAAAUUGGCUCCUGUGAACCUAAAUUUAUGGACUAUGAUCCCAACACCAAUCCGUUCGACCUUCAUUUCUCCGGUAAACUUCCGAAAAGAGAAGUCUCGGCUUCAGCUUCUAAAGUUGUAGAGAAGAAAUGGUUAGUGAAAGAUGAGGUUAGUUCUUUCAUCGAACACUUUGGUGUGCAAUACUUUGACCUCAAAAUUUUUGACUAUGAGUGAAUGGAUUAGGUUGAUCAAGUUCUCAUAUCUGAUUUAGACAUUGAAUAGUUUGUUUAGAUCGGUGAUGCUCAAAAGUUGAACAAAUCAAAGCUUUGUCUUACAGCUUAGUUUGGUAAUGGUGAUUUUCAUUUUACACAGAAGAGAAAUAUGCUACAAGAUGAAAUAAACCGGGUUAAUUCGGAGAACAAGAAGCUAACCGAAAUGUUAGCAAGAGUCUGUGAGAAGUACUAUGCUCUUAAUAAUCUUAUGGAGGAGUUGCAGAGUCGAAAGAGUCCUGAAAGUGUUAACUUUCAGAACAAACAGCUAACGGGGAAACGAAAACAAGAACUUGAUGAGUUUGUUAGCUCCCCAAUUGGACUCAGUCUCGGACCAAUCGAGAACAUCACCAACGAUAAAGCGACGGUUUCAACCGCUUACUUUGCUGCUGAGAAGUCUGACACAAGCUUGACUGUGAAAGAUGGAUAUCAAUGGAGGAAAUACGGGCAAAAGAUUACGAGAGAUAAUCCAUCUCCUAGAGCUUACUUCAGAUGCUCGUUUUCACCGUCUUGUCUAGUCAAGAAGAAGGUGCAACGAAGUGCAGAAGAUCCAUCUUUCUUGGUAGCCACUUACGAAGGGACACAUAACCACACCGGACCACAUGCAAGUGUGUCCAGGACAGUGAAACUUGAUCUAGUUCAAGGUGGGCUUGAACCAGUUGAGGAAAAGAAAGAGAGAGGGACGAUUCAAGAGGUUUUGGUGCAACAAAUGGCUUCUUCGUUGACCAAAGAUCCUAAGUUCACUGCAGCUCUUGCGACUGCUAUUUCCGGGAGAUUGAUAGAGCAUUCAAGAACAUGAAAGUUCUCUAGAACAUGUAUAUUUCUGUUUUGUUCUAUUUUGUUGCUCAUUCCUAGUAAAAAGGUAAAGAUUUGUUUGAUCUUGAUUAGGAGGCAUAGAUGUCAAUUUUAAUGUGUGUGUAUAUAAUUACAUCAAAUCUAAGUAUCCAAAAAGGGUCACCCCCAUUUUAUCUUAUGUUGAAAGAGUUUUGUUAUAGCUCGGUGUAAGUAUGGUAGAUUGACGCUGCUUCGACAGUUUAUGUAUCUUCCAAUGUUAUCUUGUUCAGUUGUUUGUAUUAACUUCCAUUAGAGAAGAAUGUGAUGCCAUUACAGACAUAAA